Molecule: messenger RNA, 1680 nt
Organism: Aspergillus glaucus CBS 516.65
Lineage: Eukaryota; Fungi; Ascomycota; Eurotiomycetes; Eurotiales; Aspergillaceae
Product: flavin-containing monooxygenase
Exons: 4
Coding region: 1-1578 (525 amino acids)
Molecular function (GO): NADP binding; flavin adenine dinucleotide binding; N,N-dimethylaniline monooxygenase activity
Source: RefSeq, a predicted model, not a curated record
AUGUUCUCGCUAGUCCGGUCAGUUUUUUUCAGCAAUUGCACUGUCAAUCAUAGUGCAACAAUUGCUACUUUCAGCUCCGAGAUCAAUCGAAGAUCGAUGUGGAUUCGGCGCUUAGGCGUCCCAGCUCUGACAACAAGAGUGGUUCUUGUUAUAAGAGGUGGCUUUUCUGGUGUCUGGGCAUUACACGACAGGACUUCCGAGUGCACGGGAUUGAGAAGCCCCCCCCCCGGGCUCGGGGGAGUCUGGUAUUCGAAUCGAUAUCCCGGGGUACGGGCAGACAACCCACAGCCUGAAUCAUUCCCUGCACAAGCCGAGAUUCUGUCGUACUUCGAAUAUGUCGACAGCCGAUGGAAGAUCAGCCAGCACUAUACUUUCUCAACUUCCGUCACUGGUGCCUUUUGGGAUGCCCCGUCUCACCGGCGGAAUGUUUUGCUCUCUGAUGGGCAAGUGCUUCUGACGAGAUGGCUGGUAUGUGCCGUGGGCAUUGCUUCGUUUCCAUCUCUCCCAGGUGUUACAGGUAUGGAUCAAUUCAAGGGGGAAGUCUAUCACAUGGCGGAAUGGCCAGACUCCGAUAUCGACUGGAAAGACAAGAGGGUGGUAGUGAUAGGCACUGGUGCUUCUGCCCCUCAGGUUAUUCAAAAGCUUGUCCCGCAAGUCCAACAAUUGACAGUGUAUCAAAGAUCUUCCAUGGUUGGGUUUCCUAAAGCUAAAGAUCCGGACGAGAGGGAAUGGGCCGACAAGGAGCAUGCGAAAAAAGUCACACGAGAGUGCAAUACAUAUCAUUCCACUUUCCCCUUUGUCUUUCAAUCUGACCGGACGAUGGAAGUACCCGGGAAGGAUCGCUAUGCCCUGUACGCGAAGCUUAUCGAGGAGGGUAACUGGUCUCUCCUGCUGGCUACCUUUGAAGAUUCUGUAUAUAACCUUGAAGCCAAUUCAGAGAUGUAUCGUUUCUGGGCCAAGGAGAUGAGGGAGAGGGUAAAUGAUCUAAGACUGAAGGAUUUACUCAUACCUCUGGAGUCUUCAUAUCCCAUCGGAAUGAAGAGGCCCUGUCUCGAAUCUGGCUAUUACGAAGUGUUCAAUCAGCAGAAUGUCGAGUUAGUUGAUGUCAGUGCAACACCAGUGGAGGAAGCCACUGAGACUGGAAUUUUCACAAGCAACACCCACCGUCCUUUCGACUAUAUCAUCUGGGCAACAGGCUUUCAGGCUCGGACCAGCACUCUUACCCAUAUGAACAUCCAAGGCAAAAAUGAUCUUACGUUUGAAUCGGCAUGGGACCAAGGCGUCCGCACCCAUCUCGGAAUGGCAACGCACGGAUUCCCGAAUCUCUUUUAUCUCUAUGGUCCUAAGUCUGCUACACUGAGAGUCAAUGCUCCUGCAGUCAUCAAAGCCCAAGUAGAAUGGCUGUCAAGAGCAUUGAUUAAUAUGAAAGAAUACAGCAUCACAUCCUGCCAGCCUACUCGCGAAGCCGAGACUAUCUGGUGGAACAAAACCGCGGACCCCUGGUAUCGUACCGUCUAUCCACGCGCCCAGUUUUGGGAGACGCGAGGAGCUGAUGGAAAGCGUGAUGAGCCUUCAUGAUAAGAAAGAACGCCCUGCAUUACCUGAAUAUUACUAAUUGAAAUAGGUUUGCUGGAUUGCUGGAUUGCCGGCAUACAUGAAUGAGCUGGAGACGUGUCAAGC